UCCGGCGGCCGUGGGCGGGGCUCCGGGCUCCUUCCCGGGAUAUCUGCGGACGCAUGGCAGCAAACACUCCUGGAAGUGCAACACCCAGAAAACCUGUCUUGUCUGUCAGCGCAAGAAAAAUUAAGGACAAUGCAGCUGAUUGGCAUAAUUUAAUCCUGAAAUGGGAAACCCUCAACGACGCGGGCUUUGCUACUGCAAACAGCAUUGCCAACCUGAAGACCCGGUUGCGGAGUGAAGAUAAGACAGAGUUACAGGGCAGCAGCCCGGCUUCCGGGGAAGAUGCGGACAAGACGCUUCCAGAAUAUAGCAAGGAGCUCGAGACGCUGUGUGAGGAGCUGCAGACCACCUUGGAGGCUUUGGCCAAAAUACAGAUGAAAAUGGAAAAGCUGUCCUCGACCACCAAGGGGGUUUGUGAGCUAGAGAACUACCAUUACCGGGAUGGGAGGCCUCGCCCCCCCCUAUUUCACACAUGGCCCACAGCCCAUUUCUACGAGGUCUCCCGCAAGCUAUGCGACAUGUACCAGAAGGAGCUUCUCCUGAAGCGCACGGUCACGGAAGAGCUUGCACACGCCGUGGACCACGACCUCACCCUGAGCUACCUGUCAAUGUGGCUGCACCAGCCCUAUGUGGAGACCAACAGCACGCUGCUUCUGGAAAGCAUGCUGCUCGAAACGGGACACCGGGCCCUGUGACGUCCCGGCAUGGCCAGGCCUGAGCCCCCAGGCUCCGGACCCCCGGAUGCUUCUGUGGCUCCCGUGAUGGACGGUCUUUCACAUAAGACCCAGUGCUGUGGCGCGGCCGCCCUCCGGCCUUAGUGUCUUCCGGACAGGAUCACUUUAGUGCUCCCCGUGGCCUGUCCCGACACUAGACUGCUGGGAGCCGUCCUCCCGCGCCUGUUGCGAACCUGUCACCCAAGAGGACCUCACGUGAAAUAAAGGAGUUCCCUACCAGGA
Molecule: messenger RNA, 953 nt
Organism: Neogale vison (American mink)
Lineage: Eukaryota; Metazoa; Chordata; Mammalia; Carnivora; Mustelidae
Gene: CINP
Product: cyclin dependent kinase 2 interacting protein
Exons: 5
Coding region: 54-692 (212 amino acids)
Source: RefSeq, a predicted model, not a curated record